This is a messenger RNA of Prorocentrum cordatum, 1610 nucleotides long. NCBI's taxonomy places the organism in Eukaryota, Dinophyceae, Prorocentrales, Prorocentraceae. The record is from the annotation of a GenBank genome assembly.
GUGGCUUCCGGCUCUCCUACGCCUCCGUCCGCGGCACCGCCCUCGCCGCUUUGGUGGAAGGCGUGUUGCCCGCGGCGGCCAGGCUCCUCCACGCGCAGGCUGUCGCCAUGCAGCUCGAGGCCAAGCCCGUGCUGGGCUUUUCGGCCACGUGGAAGGUCAGGCUCGGCAGCCUGAGCUCUGCGACAGCGCCGCCGGCUGUUGCCGAUCAGCGCGGCGCUGCUGUCCGAGGGGCCGUGUGGCACCACGCCCUCGUGAGCUUCUUCGGCUGUUGCGCGAGGCCUGCCACAGGCGGCACCGGCGUUGAAGAGGUGCACGCGCACGUGCCGUCGAGCUGCGGCCGCGCGCCAGAGGCAUCGGGCGCCCUCUGCAGCCUUGCUGGGCCACGUUCGGACUGCCUCUCGGGGCCGAGCUCGGAUCCGGCGCCCGAGCCAGAGUCGUCGGAUGCGCUGAACUCCUGGCUGGACGAGCUGGAGCGCAAGGCCAAGGGCGCUGCGCGGCCCGCGGACCUGCUCAUGAGGGCCGUGCCCACUGGCCGCGUCUGCGCCAGCUGGGAGGACGACGACUCCCUGUCGCAGGCGGAGGACUUCUGGCGCAGCAACGUUGGGGGCAUUCGCCAUUUCCAGUUGGCAUCACCGGCCUCGCGUGCAACGCGAUUCAUAUCUCAUUCGUGGUUCGAGCCCGCGAAUUGGAAGGAGAUCAUGGGCCUCAAGUGCAGCUAUGCCGCUAUGAAAUGCACAGAACUGCAGUUAGCUGCCACAGAGAUCGGAGCAGACUCUGCGUGCAAUCUCGAAGAUAUAACUUUCUGGAUCGACAAGUGCUGCAUCCCUCAACAGCACUCGCUCAAGGAGGUCUGCAUUACUAUGAUCGAGGAGUUUCUGGAUCGCUGCGACGGAAUGGUCGUACUCCUCACCUGGGAGUGCUUUCAGCGCCUGUGGUGCGUGUAUGAGUGGGCCGCCUUCCUGGUGCGCCAGCCUCUGGAUAACAUCACCAUCUGCAUGGAGACGUUCUUGCGCCCGAGCUCCCGCCAUUUGUACAUCGAAGCUAUUAGGAAUCUGACGCUCGACAACUGCAAGUGCUCCCACGAGCCGGACCGCUGCCUGCUGAAGCAGAAGGUUGCGCAGUACUACACCUCCGAGGCCAACUUCGUAGAGCUGGCCCAGUGCAGUGCGAUCGCGCUAAUCGUCCGCACCGUCUGUAGGGGUGCCUCUCGCGGCGUACACUUCUGGGAGGAGGAGGUGGUGCCAUACGUAAAACUGGCCAGGGAACUGAAGUUGGACCACCUGGCCGAGGCCCUCGAGUCCGCGGAGCCGUGGGAGUGGCGGAUGCGCGCGAUGGAGGCUGCCAGCAUUAACACGAGCCAGGUGAGCAGCCGAGGUUGCAUUGCGGAGGUGAAGGAGUGGGAGCCCCACUUCAAUUGCUCAAUCGACUGCUGGUUCACAUAUCAGAUCGACCCUGUGCUGCAGCGCUCCAAAGCGGCCGCGGUGCGGCAUGACUUUGCAUUCGUCUCGCAUCAGCACGACAGCCUGCCUAAUCGAGUCACGAAGGAGCAGUCGAACGUCAUCAACUACGGCACAAAGUCGCAGCAGGCGCUCGAGGAGCCAAUCCUCUGA